This is a messenger RNA of Dracunculus medinensis (Guinea worm), 1326 nucleotides long. The record is from the annotation of a GenBank genome assembly. Lineage: Eukaryota; Metazoa; Nematoda; Chromadorea; Rhabditida; Dracunculidae.
AUGAGCAGUGAUGAGCCAGAAAUGGCGUCGGAAAAUAUUUCCGAUAAGAAAGAAAAAAUUCGAAGGAAGGCACCGAUAAAAAUUGUAUUACGGCGCUUACCCACUGCAAUGACUUGGGAUUUACUUCAGACGCAGUUACAUCCAUUGCCUGAAACUGAUUAUUGUGAAUUUGUGGCCGCAGAUCCAGAUGAAAGAUUCAGUUUUGCAAGAGUAUAUUUCGUUUUUAAAAACGAUGAAGAUUUGAUUGCCUUUAAAAAUCGAUUUAAUGGAUAUAUUUUCAUCGAUUCUAAUGGACAAGAAUCGAUGGGGUUAGUUGAGCUUGCGCCGAAUCCGAAAAUUUAUCGACAUAAGUUGGAAGAUUCAAAAAAGCGUGAUAAGCGGUGUGGCACGAUAGAAUCAGAAAUCGAAUAUAAAAUAUUUUUGGAUUGUCGUGAAAAUCCAGUAAAGCCAGAAAUUGUGCCGAUUGAAAAAAGAAUUCGAGAAAUCGAAGAGAAAGAGCGCCUUGCGCUUGGUAUGAUUCUUAUUUUUAUCAUUUUUUUUAGUUUUAGUUCAAGUUUUAAUACCUCAUUUUUUAAAAUUUUAGAAAAUUCGGUGCAAGAAACUCCGCUGACCCAAUUUUUCAUGAAGAAAAUGGAAGAAAAAUACAAAAGACUGAAACGUGUACGUGAAGAUGAAAAAGCACGGCGUUCUGCUCGCGAUGAAGAAAAGCGUAUUCGUGCUAUUCGUUUACAGGAAAAAAUUCUUAAGGUUUGUGGUGCGCAGCAUAAUGAAGCAAAGAAUGUCACUGAAUUUUAUAAUACAAAGUUCGAUAAAAAAAUUGACGAACAUAAUACUGAAAAAGAAAAAGAAAAGAAAAAAAAGCGAUGUUUUCAACAAUCCAGUAGUGGAUAUAGAAAUAAUAAUGAUAAUGAGCGUAUUAAUUCAAUUAAAAAAGAUAAAGAAAAAACGGAAUCUAUUAAAUUACGAGAGAAUUCAGAUGAAGCCUGUAAUGGUAUAAAGGAAAAACUUAUAGAGCGAAUUAAUUUGAGUCACAAAUCGAUUUCUAAGAAAAAAGUAACCAAAAAUGAUUGCUCUGAAUCGCUACAACAAAAUUUAGAGAAAAAUUCCGAUGCGAAAAGUUCGGAUACACAUACUGGUUCAGAUACAUUUGAAGAAAAAAUGCUUCAGAAAGAAAGACUGAGUGGCGAUCACGAAGAAGAAGCGAAUAAAAUAAGACGUCGUAAUAAGGAUCGUCCUGAACGUGCAAUUUAUCAACCUGCUGCACGCCGCCGAGCUGCAGCUUUAGCAAAUACUUUGGGAACAAGCAGUAUUGCAGAAAAGCGAUAA